AUGCCUGGAAUUGUGUGCAUUGUGCUGGGGAUGUUGCUAUUUGGCAGGGUGUCCAAAGGGGAGACUUUCCACCCCUCCUUGGUGAUGGACAUGGCAAAUGUGCUUCUGGAGAAUUAUUGUUUCCCGGAGAACCUGGUUGGGAUGAAGGAAGCCAUCCAGGAAGCCAUUGAUAGCGGAGAACUCCUCCACAUAACCGAUCCCCAAACCUUGGCUGUUGUGUUGAGCGCUGGUGUCCAGGAAUCCUUGAACGACCAUCGCUUGGUGGUUUCCUACAAGCCUGGCUUCUCCCUCUCAGGCCUCGGGCAGGUCACUCAGCCCAGCCCCGAGAUGCUUCUGGCCCUGAUCAACCAGUCGAUCAGCUUCUCUAUUUUGGAGGACAACGUGGGCUACUUGCGAAUCGAUCAUAUCCUGGGAGAGGAAGCCAUCAGAAGCAUUGGCCCAAUGCUGGUGGACAUGGUUUGGAAGACCAUCAUCCACACGGACACUUUCAUUCUGGAUCUGCGCUACUGCACCAGCGGGGAGGUGUCUGGCAUCCCGUUUUUGGUCUCCUAUUUCUGCGACCCGGAACCCAUACUCCAUAUCGACUCAGUUUACCACCGUCCGUCCAACUCCACCCAGGAGACGUGGACUCUGCCAAUUCUGUUGGGCGAGAGAUACGGCAAGGACAAAGACCUGGUGGUCCUCAUCAGCCGGAACACGAAAGGCAUCAGUGAGGGCAUCGCUUACCUCCUCAAACAUCUCAACAGGGCCACUCUAGUGGGCGAGCACACAGCGGGGGGCUCACUGGACCUGCAGACAUUCAGGAUCGGAGAGACUGACUUCUUCAUCACCAUGCCGGUGUCUAGAUCCAUCAGCCCCAUCACCGGGCAGAGCUGGGAGGUAAGCGGGGUCUUCCCUUGUGUGCCUGCCGCCGCCCAGGAUGCUCUAGAGAAAGCUAAGUCCAUCCUCGGAAUCAGGAAAGCGGUGCCCGGUAUGCUCCAAACCGUAUCGAGGCUUCUCCGCACCUAUUAUUCCUUCUGGGAGCGGGUGCCCACCUUGGUUCAGCAGAUAUCCAAAGUCGAUCGCUCCUCUGUGGUCUCCGAAGAAGAUCUGGCCUCUAAGCUCAACUCAGAGCUUCAGAGCGUCUCCGAGGACCCACGCCUCAUUGUGAAGGUUAUGUCAGAGCCCCCGGUCACCAGAGAGUCCAGCCCGACCAGUGACAAGCUCCCUGAAGACCCGACCUUCCUCCAAGCCUUGGUGGAUACCGUGUUCAAAGUCAGCGUACUGCCUGACAACACCGGCUAUUUCCGAUUCGAUGAAUUCCCCGAGAUCUCGGUGAUGAGCAAACUGGUUCAAUACAUCAUAGAGAAGGUGUGGUUGCCUGUAAAUACCGAUCGCUUGAUCGUGGACCUCCGACACAAUGUGGGGGGCCACUCUUCCGUGGUGCCUCUAUUGCUCUCUUAUUUCUAUGACCCGGAACCACCUGUUGGCCUCUUCACGGUGUACAACAGGCUGACCAACACCACCAGCCACUUCACCACCUUGCCUGGCGUGGGUCAACACGUGUACGGGUCAAGGAAGGACAUUUACGUGCUCACCAGCCACCGCACCGCCACAGCAGCCGAGGAGCUUGCUUACCUCUUGCAGUCACUGAACAGGGCCACAAUAGUUGGGGAGAUCACCUCGGGUUCCUUGCUUCAUUCCAGGUCAUUUCAGAUCCCAAGUACCCACUUGGUGAUCACCAUCCCCUUCAUCAACUUCAUGGACAACCACGGGGAGUGCUGGCUGGGCGGCGGAGUGGUGCCCGACUCUAUAGUCCUAGCGGAGGACACGUUGGAGAGGACCAAGGAGAUCAUUGGGUUCCAUGCUCAAGUGGCUGAGCUGGUGGAGAGCACGGGCAAACUGCUGGCUGUCCAUUACGCUAUUCCCGAGGUGGCUGCCGAGGUCAGCGCGGUGUUGAGUGCUAAGUUGACCCAGGGUCUGUACCGAUCUGUUGUGGAUUGGGAGUCGCUGGCUUCUCGGUUGACAGUGGACCUGCAGGAAACCUCUGGAGAUCACCGCCUUCACGUUUUCUAUAGUGAUCUGCAGCCUGAGGUCACGGACGGCAGUGCUCCCAUUAUCCCAUCUCCUGAGGAGCUCAGUCACAUCAUCAAAGCACUCUUCAAAGUGGAAGUGUUGCCCAAUAACAUAGGCUACCUGCGGUUUGACAUGAUGGCGGACGCUGAGAUCAUCAAGGUUAUUGGGCCCCAAUUGUUGGAUCAAGUGUGGAACAAACUGGUGGACACAGAUUCCCUGAUCUUUGACAUGAGGUAUAACACCGGGAGAUAUUCCACGGCCAUUCCAAUUUUAUGCUCCUACUUCUUUAAGGCAAACCCCGUCCGCCACCUCUACACCGUGUUUGACCGCUCCACCUCAGCAAGUACCGAAAUAUGGACCCUGCCCAAAAUACUUGGCCGAAGAUACGCCUCUAGGAAUGACAUCUACAUUCUCACCAGCCAUAUUACAGGCUCGGCCGCCGAGGCUUUCACAAGAACGAUGAAAGAACUCAAUAGGGCGACAGUCAUAGGCGAACCAACUGUAGGAGGCGCCCUAUCCGUCAGUACGUACAGAAUAGAAAACAGCCACCUCUAUGCAUCUAUUCCUAACCAGGUGGUGCUAAGCGCAGUUACAGGGAAAGUGUGGAGUGUUUCCGGAGCGGAACCACACGUUAUAGUCCAAGCUAACGAGGCCAUGACUGUCGCCCUUGGCAUCAUCAAUCUCCGUGCCAAAAUACCCUCCAUAUUCCAGGCAGCUGGCAAACUGGUGGCCGACAAUUACGCUUUUGCUCAAACCGGUGCGGGAGUAGCUGAAACGAUAGCGGAUUUGAUUGAAGGCACUGGCUACGGCAUGAUUAACACUGAGGGUAAAUUGGCUGAGGUUCUCUCAGACACCCUUCAACAAUUGUCGGGUGAUAAGCACCUCAAGGCAGUUCAUAUCCCUGGAGAUUCCAAGCAUCAGACACCAGGUAUCGCCAUGAUACAGAUGCCACCUCCCGAGAUACUUGAGGACUUGGUUAAAUUUUCAUACCAGACAAAAGUCUUAGAGAAUAAUGUUGGUUACCUUCGAUUCGACAUGUUCGGAGAUAAUGAAAUGAUCACCCAAGUCUCUGAAUUAAUGGCCAAGCAUGUGUGGAAUGUUAUCGCAAGCACCAGCUCUUUGAUUGUAGAUCUCAGGUACAACAUUGGAGGCCCUACGUCAUCUAUCCCAAUCCUCUGCUCCUAUUUCUUUGAUGAUGACAAAACUGUGCUCCUGGACACUGUCUACAGUAGACCAACUGAUACAAUCUCCGAAAUGAAGGCAAUUCCUCAGGUGGCAGGUGAACGGUACGGCUCUGGAAAGACUCUCGUCGUGCUUGUCAGCAAGAUCACUUCAGGAGCAGCGGAAGAGUUUGUUUACAUCAUGAAGAAAUUGGGAAGAGCUCUCAUUGUGGGCGAGGUAACAAGUGGCGGGUGUCACCCUCCUCAAACCUACCAAGUAGGCGACACCAACCUUUACCUGACUAUCCCGACUGUCAGAUCAUUCACCCCAACUGAGAAGGCUGCCUGGGAAGGGAUAGGGGUGACACCUCAUAUCGAGGUACCUGCUGAGACAGCACUUGAAAAAGCCAAAGAGUUAAUGAGAAGUCAACUCCAUGGAAGUUCCUAA
This is a messenger RNA of Callorhinchus milii (elephant shark), 3663 nucleotides long. It is a transcript of the gene rbp3, whose product is annotated as retinol binding protein 3. The record is from RefSeq and is a predicted model, not a curated record. Gene Ontology annotation, molecular function: serine-type peptidase activity. Gene Ontology annotation, biological process: proteolysis. Lineage: Eukaryota; Metazoa; Chordata; Chondrichthyes; Chimaeriformes; Callorhinchidae.